Messenger RNA from Brachypodium distachyon (stiff brome), 2724 nucleotides. RefSeq names its product pentatricopeptide repeat-containing protein At3g53170. NCBI's taxonomy places the organism in Eukaryota, Viridiplantae, Streptophyta, Magnoliopsida, Poales, Poaceae. Gene Ontology annotation, molecular function: protein binding. The transcript is spliced from 5 exons. Bases 83 to 1513 code for a protein of 476 amino acids. The record is from RefSeq and is a predicted model, not a curated record.
UUCGUUGCCGCCCUCUGAGCUGCUGCCGCCCCGGGACCUUAUCUCCGUCUCGUCUGCCUCAGCUCCGCCCGCCCUCGACACCAUGCACUCACCGGCGGGCUGCCCCGCCACCACCUCGUCGCGCGCCAUACGCCCCUCAUUCGUCCCUAUGGCCCAGCGCGGCAGCCGCGGCCGGGAGCAGAGGCUGCCCUCCUCUUCCUCGUCCGCCCCCGACGCCGAGCUCGCCAGCAUCCUCCGCGCCGAGGCCGCCGUCUCGGGCGUCUCCCGCAAGGCCACCGCCGCGGUCUCGCAGCAGCAACAGUCCACCCGCCUCUGGCCCCGCGCCGUCCUCGAGGCCCUCGACUCCGCCGUCGCCUCCUGCCACUGGGAGUCCGCCCUCGAGAUCUUCGAGCUGAUGCGGAAGCAGCGGUGGUACGAGCCGAGGACGCGGACCUACGCGAGGCUCCUGAUGAUGCUCGGCAAGUGUCGGCAGCCCGGCCCGGCCGCGGCCCUCUUCAGGGUGAUGCUCUCGGAGGAGCGGCUGGCGCCGACGGUGGACGUGUACACGGCGCUCGUCGGCGCGUACGGCUACAGCGGUAUGCUGGACGAGGCGCUGGCCACCGUCGAACUGAUGAAAGGCGCCGCGGACUGCAAGCCGGACGAGUACACGUUUUCCAUCCUCAUCAACUGCUGCUGCAAGUCGCGCCGCUUCGAUCUCAUCCCCCCGGUUCUUGAUGAGAUGUCGUACCUGGGAAUCGGAUGCAACGUUGUCAUCCACAAUGCCAUAAUUGAUGGGUAUGGUAAAGCCGGCAUGUUAGCAGAGAUGGGGACAGCGCUGUGUAACAUGCUUGAAGAUGGGGACAAUGUGCCAGACAUAUACACGAUGAACUCUAUCAUCUGGGCCUAUGGGAACCGUGGUAGGGUGGAUGACAUGGAGAAGUGGUACAGCGAGUUUCAGUUGAUGGGUGUUGAGCCAGAUUCGCGGACAUUUAACAUCAUGAUAAAGUCUUAUGGUAAGGCUAACAUGCAUGAAAAAAUGAUGAUGGUGCUGAAAUAUAUGAAGCGCCGGUUCUUCUCGCCCACUGCUGCUACAUUCAACAUAAUCAUAGAAUGUUUUGGAAGAGCUGGUGAUAUCGAGAAGAUGGAGUACUAUUUCCGUUUGAUGAAGAUUCAGGGUAUUAAACCCAAUCCGAUCACUUACUGCUCACUAGUUAAUGGGUACAGCAAAGCUGGGAUUCUUGAUAAGGUUCCUGCAAUUAUUCGACAGACCGAGAAUACUGAUGUUGUCUUAGAUACUCCAUUUUUCAAUUGCGUGAUUAAUGCAUAUGCUAAGUCUGGAGAUAUCAAAAUAAUGGAGGAAAUGCUACAGCUUAUGAAGGAAAAGAAAUGCAAGCCUGGGAAAGUAAUUUACACCACCAUGAUUCAGGCAUAUAUUGCACAUGGGAUGGAUGAAGCUGCCAAGUUGUUAGAGAUAGAAGUGGAUAGCUUUGGUAACAGGUUGCUGGGACCACUUUCGGAGGUGGAUAACAAAUAAUGGACCAAAUCAUAUUUCCUGGGGUCGGAACAGUAGGAUUUGUCUAAUCUGGUAUUGGACAAAGAACACGCGAGAACGUCCUAUGGAGAAUAUUGUUAGAAUCCAUGAAAAAACUUGAUCACAGUGGCCUAGUUAAAUCCAUCAACACCAGACCAAGCAAUUUCAGUUGGACGUCAAUGGCAAGGGAAUCUGUGUAGAUGAAGUGAAGGAGUGCCUUGAAGACAGAAGGUUCCAUGUCAUCGAUCUUCACGCACUUCAUGGUGGUCUCCUUCAUCUGACCAUAGAGCUUGGCCUUGAAGACCGGCGAUCGUGCGGCUAACACGCAUCUAUGAGCACUGAAGAGCUGGCCGCCUACACUGAACUUCACAUCCACACCUUUCCCAUCCUUCAGCAUGUUUGCAAAGUGUGCGUGCAGGUUCGACUCUGGGACAGGGACUACAACCGUGCUUACAUCUUCCGUGUGAGGCUCUUUGAUGACUGUCAAAACACACCUGAUCGUGAAGCAGUCAUCAUUGACCGACAACAGUUCUUGCAGCUUGGGCUUCUCAAUAAACUCUCUCCAGCCCCAGAGACUCAAAGUGAACUUGACCUUCGCAUCACGUGCUGGCCUACUGCAGAAACACAAGAACACGGACAUGUAGGCAGCUUUGUCCUCCUCCUUCCACCCAUCAGGGUAGAUCCUGAUCUUCCAGUCAUAGCCGCCGACCCUGAACUUGCUCGAGCUAAUGAACUUGCCGGCACCCAUACCCUCUAGCAGCGAGAACCUAAUGAUCUCGAAAUUGUGUGCCGUGCUGAGGCACUCCGUCAGGCAUCUCGACGAGCUUUCGGAUAUCGGCUUAUCUGAUGAAGCUAAGUUGCUGGCCAUGGCGUCGAAACUGGGAAGAGAUGAGACGGAAGAUGCAGACUUCGGCAGUCGGAUUGCCGCAAAAUAUACUCCCUGAACGUACAGAGUUAGAGUUUGUAUCGUCAUCUUUUUCCCCCCUCUCAAACCCAAGGAGGGACCUUCCGAAAAAAAAGGAGGGAAUUCGGGAUAGAGAAGAGAUUAUGUUUCCUAAUUAUUGUGUUGUGAGAUUAGACAUACUCCGUACAAUUUCUCUGUCGGCUUUCCCGAGUUGCGACCGAAACUGCCGGAGAUGUACCGCAGAUUUCUGCACUUGCCGAGUUUCAGAGGAGUUGGUGACAGACUGACAGUGAACCAGAAAUUUCAAUGA